UCCAAAAUGGCUUCUGACGAAGAUGUGCCUCCUCUGGAGGAUAUGUCGGAGCUAAUCCAACAAGUGGAUGCUCUCAGAGAGCUAAAGAAAGGACAGCAGCUUAGCAGACCUCUUCAAAAUGGGCAUGGAGAUACAAAAGUACCAAAUGGUAGCGAACAGGCUAAACAAAAUGUUAAAGCAGAACAUCAGAAAGAUGCUGCAUCUGUAAAAAUACCUCAGCCAGACACAAAAGACUCUAAACCAAACACUUCUUUAAAAUCCACUCCUACAAAUAUAUCAUCAGCAUCAUCACCAUCAGCAUCUGCUUCAUCAUCGGCCACUGCAAGCUCAACAUUUGGUGGAUUGAAGAAAGGCUUUCUGUUUGGUGGGGCUCCAGAAAAAGCAGCUGUCAAAAAGCCAGAUGCUGCUGCACAGCAAACAAAGACUGCAACAGCAUCGAGUGAUGUUAAAACAUCUGAGGAUAUUCCAUUUGUGAAAAAGACUGAUUCUCAAAAAUCUGGCUACCGGUUUUCUGAAGUGCAAGAAGCCAUGGCUAAAACUAAUGAAAAAUUAAUGCAAAAUAAAGAAUGGGUAACAGACGAUUUACUCACUAAAUUAGAAAAAAAUGAGAAAUUAGCAAAACGAUUACAGGACCCCACAUUUGUCAGAGCCAUAGGAGAGUUCCAACAGAAUCCCCAACAGGCCCUCUUGAAGUAUGGAGAGAACAAGGAAGUGCAGGAAUUCUUCCAAGACUUCUGCGGCCUCAUGGGUGAACAUUUCAACAAGCUUGCCGACAGCACCAGUGGCCCAGGUUCAGCCCCGCCUCCAGUUCCCAACCCCCAGGCAACCAUAUCCAGCAGGACCCCCCAGGGUGGGGCGGACCUGUCCGUACGUAGCAGCACCAACCCCCGACAGGCCACUGCUCAAGAUGAGGCUCGAAUGCAGGAGAUUCUGUCUGACCCGGAAAUUCGGGAAAUACUUGUGGAACCAAAGAUUCAACAAUUGUUUGAGAGCUUGAGAAAUAAUCCUGCAAAUUCCCAAAGGAUACUACAGACCUCAGAUCCAUCCAUGAGGGCCAAGAUCCACAAACUGGUUCAAGCCGGCUUGCUGCAGUUCCAGGGCUGAAAGAUCCACAAACUGGUUCAAGCUGGCUUGCUGCAGUUCCAGGGCUGAUUGUCACAAUAUAUAACAAAGUGUAAAUCCUGCUCUCUGUGAUAGAUCAUGUGACAUAUCAUGUGAUAGAUCAUGUGACACAUCAGCUAAUGUCAGACCUACUCACAGCCGCUCCCUGCUACAGGCAUUUGUUUUGUGUCAUAUGUUACAUUGCUGUGAGGCAACUUUGCAUGCAUUCAAAACAGGGCCAGAGAGCUGAAAACUCAAAGCAGCAACUAAAGCUAAUAGUGUUUUUUAUAUAUUUUGGUUUAACCCUUUGCAUGCUGGGAAAUUUGUCGUCUGCUAAAAUGUUGUCUGCUGAAUUUCUAAAAUAAGCAUUUUCUUCAUUUUUUUUUUAAAGAAUACUAUCAGAAUAGCAAACAGUUUGGAUCCUGAUGAGACGCCAUGAUCCAAACUGUUUGCAAAGGCCUGCAAAAUUCGGUUCCAGCACUGAAAGGGUUAAGAUAUAACUGUAAAUGAAAUAAUCAAAUUUUAAUCUAUGUUUUUGUUGUAAACUCAUAAAAAGUUUGAAUUUUUUUCAAAUGUAAGAUAAUCAUAUUGCUUCUUGAAUGUUAUUUAUGUAUUUACUAAGCUGGCUCAAAUGUCAGUUAGGUUUUGGUCAACUGAGUCCAGCAAUAGAAUGAUAUGGCUUGUGACAGCUGCUCAUGAUACAUUAUGGUUGUAACAAACUUUAACCAUAUAAUAAAUUGUGUAUGUAACUGGUUGCACAAUCUCACAUGGGAUUAAUAAGUCUAAAUAAUUUGGUCAUCUAUGACACUAAUGAGGUUAAAGAAAGGUUUAUAUGCUUUAUGCGCCAUAGACUGCAGGUUGUAUACUGAACUUCAUUUGUAAUUUUUAUGAAACUUACUAUUUUACAUGAUAAGGCUCAGCCUAUCUGUAUUAUAUAAACUGUUAUUAACUAAACAACGCUUUAACAACUUUACUCCUAAAAGAACACUUUCUGAGAAAUGGUUUAUUAAAAUCGAUAUUCCACCGAAUCCAACAAAUUUUCAUUAUACUUUAUGCUUUUUUUCACAGUUUAUAUACAUUGUUAAAGAGUUUAACUAACGAAUUUCGCUGAGACAAUACGUCAUUUAACAGUAAACAAGGAAAAUUAUCGAUCAUUUUCACUGAUAAUUUUCACUGUUUGAAACAGUGAAAUUAUCAGUUAUAAUUCACUGAUGUUUCUCUAUAAACCACUGGAAAGCAUAUAAUAAAUUAUAUGUCUAUUGUUCACUGUAAUUAGGUUGCAAAACUACUAGACUGUUUUGCAAUAAAUUGCCAUCAUGAACACAAAAACUGAUAUAAUAAUAUUGUAAGCAUGAGUUGUCAAUUCAAAUGUUGGGUUCCGUGCAAAACAUUACGUAAAUGAACUCUUAUUUUACAAAAAUUACUUUUUUAACAUUUGUAUUACAUGUAUUUAUACAAUUUUUUACAGCCAUCUGAAAGUGUUUGAUUAAAAAUUAUUGUCCCGUAAUGGUUAAAAACUUGCCUGUAGUAAUUACAGUUGAAGUACACAAGGUGGUAUGUUGACCUGCACACAAAUACUGCUUAAUUAUUGAUCUUCAAACAAAUACAAAUUAACAAUUAGAUGGUUUUACUUAAUUUUGUUUUAAAGAUAUUUAGUUUCUAUUACAUAAUGGAAAAUCAUUCUUGCUUGUCAGUACAUUCUAAAAUAUUGUCAGUUAGAGGUCAAGUUGCAUUAGGCAGGGGAAAUGUUAACAACCUAACACUCUGAAACUAAAUGCAAGUUUGUUACUGACAAUAUUGUCAGUAAUAUGUUGUGUUUAUUACUUAUAUGUAAAAAACUCUGAUAUAUUUAUCAAGGAUAAUAAACAAUUAAAACGUU
This is a messenger RNA of Dreissena polymorpha, 2980 nucleotides long. RefSeq lists its product as uncharacterized. Lineage: Eukaryota; Metazoa; Mollusca; Bivalvia; Myida; Dreissenidae. The coding region runs from base 7 to 1104 and encodes 365 amino acids. The record is from RefSeq and is a predicted model, not a curated record. The transcript is spliced from 7 exons.